CACCUGACAGAACAUGAUCUUUUACAAGUGGAAACGUUUUACAAGGGUCACAAAACAGAAGUUUACGUUAGCACAUGCAUGGCAGCUGUGUUUUUAAGCUCAUCUGGAUGUAAUUCAAACUGGACAUUCCACAAAGAAGGAAUACCUGUAUUCGUUCUGGACUCUGGUGAAAGCAGACGACAAAAACGACUUCACAUAGUACUGGCCGAGAAAGGAACAGCUUUCCCAAUGUGGAGAGAUGUUUUAACACAUUUGAGCCAAUACAGAAUCGGUCAGGAACCAAAUUUUCACAUAAUGAAUUCUUCAAAAGAUCAUUCGAAACAUGUUGGCAUUCGCUUCUACGACGCAAUGUCAGCCAACCUAUUUUAUAGUCAUUACGUCAGAAUAACAAAUGAUGGCGAAGACGACGUGCUUGACUUGAGUAAUAGCAGAAAAAAAAUGAAAUCAAAAACAGGAAACAGGCACUCGCCAAAAAGUGCCAACAAGCUAGCUUUUAAAAAAUCCGACAUUUCCCAACCGUGUUGUUUCACACACAUAACCAAGAUU
Helobdella robusta is the source of this 546-nucleotide messenger RNA. RefSeq lists its product as hypothetical. Gene Ontology annotation, cellular component: nucleus. The record is from RefSeq and is a predicted model, not a curated record. Gene Ontology annotation, biological process: regulation of transcription by RNA polymerase II. The annotation marks the transcript as partial. The transcript has 2 exons. NCBI's taxonomy places the organism in Eukaryota, Metazoa, Annelida, Clitellata, Rhynchobdellida, Glossiphoniidae. Gene Ontology annotation, molecular function: DNA-binding transcription factor activity, RNA polymerase II-specific; RNA polymerase II cis-regulatory region sequence-specific DNA binding.